This is a messenger RNA of Bicyclus anynana (squinting bush brown), 4607 nucleotides long. RefSeq names its product hemicentin-1. Gene Ontology annotation, molecular function: metal ion binding; hydrolase activity; nucleic acid binding. The transcript has 25 exons. The record is from RefSeq and is a predicted model, not a curated record. Gene Ontology annotation, cellular component: plasma membrane. Bases 39 to 4574 code for a protein of 1511 amino acids. Gene Ontology annotation, biological process: homophilic cell-cell adhesion. Lineage: Eukaryota; Metazoa; Arthropoda; Insecta; Lepidoptera; Nymphalidae.
AUUAACAGUGUCCGUUUGCUCGUUGAAGUGUACAGACAAUGUCGUUUCAAAAACUUAGAAUAUUAUUUUUAUUAUACGUUUAUUUACACUGUGAUUUUGUGGAAUGUGCCAUGAAAAGCAGCCUUGUGUUUGUUAUAGAUGACACAUAUUCGAUGAGUGAUGAGAUAAGGCAAGUGAAACAAAAGACGUAUGAAGUGUUCGACGCUGUGCUGUCGUCGAAUGGAUCGGCCAUAGACGAUUUUGUUUUGGUCACUUUCAAUGAUCCAGACACUCAGUUAAGAAUCACCACAACAGACAAAGAUGCAUACAAAAGAGCAGUGGAGGCGAUAAGAGUGCAUGGUGGGGAUGAUUGUGAAGAAUAUGCGAUGUCGGGAAUCGAACUGGCUCUCGAGAACAGCAAGCCGAACUCAGUCCUCUACGUGUUCACCGACGCGUCUGCUAAGGACUAUGAAAAAUUUGAACGGGUCAAAAGUUUAAGUCUGAAAAAAUCCACUCAGGUCACUUUUCUUCUGACCGGCAAAUGUGGUGGUACUACUACGCCGGACUAUGUCGUAUUUGAAAAAUUGGCUGAAGCUACUUCAGGACAGGUGUUUAAUAUUGAACGCCAAGAUGUUAAUAAGAUUAUUGAUUACAUCAUAGCAUCGAUCAAACAUAAAAAGACCACAUUGACCCAAAAGACCUUACAGAGUAGUGACGUCAAUAAUGUGGAGUUCACAGUUGACAGUAAAAUAUGGGAGGUGAUGGUGUCCGUAUCGUCUGAGUCGCCAGAGUUUCGUGUGAUUGCUCCUGAUGCUACUGAAGUGCCGCUUGAAGUAGUUACAUCCACACCAAGCUCGAGGGUUGCUAAAUUAGAAACAAAGCCUGGCCUCUACAGGGUUAUCUUAAACAACGCGAGUAGCAGAAAACCAACAUCAGUGAUCGUCACUGGAUCAACGUCUGUGACCUUUCAACAUGGGUUUUCGACAUUUAAACCUUCAACUAUUAAUGAGACAUCGACCAGGCCUAUUCCUGAUCAGCCUUCGAUAUUGUCAAUUGAAUUAGAUAACAAUAACAGGGACGUUAUAUUAAAAACGGUUCAGCUUAGAGAUGAAAAUGAUAAUUUGAUUAAAGAGCUGCUUUUGAAAAUGGUAAACGAAAAGUCGCAGUUUUACGUGACUGAAGAAUUUGAACCACCAAAUGUUACAUUUAAAAUUUGGAUAAACGGUGAAACUCCAACUGGUGAAAAAAUACGCAGAGUAGCAGCGACUACCGUAGAAUACCAAAAGCCUGAAUUAAUUGCAGAGACAACAAAAAGCAUGCCACCUAAAGUAACGAUAUUAGAAGAAUCCACAGUAUAUGCGGAGUUUGAUAAACCUUUAACAGUAUAUUGUAAAGUUACUGGUUAUCCUAAGCCAGAAAUAUCAUGGCAGGAUGCUACAGGCUCUGAACUACCAUCAAUGGUAAACGCAGUUGAACUUCCUUAUGAAUACGUAAGUGUUCUCGACAUAGCCAAGAUUUGGAAGAAUGAAACAGUAACUUGCAAAGCAAGUAACGCUUUGGGACACGAUAGUAGUGCUAUCAAUAUUGCACUCUUAAAUUACUUGAACGUGCUACAAUAUCCUACAGAUACAACUAUUGAAUAUGGUGCAACAGAACAUAUGGAAUUAAAGUUUGAUGCAUUUCCACCAGCUGAGAUAACUUGGCAUAAAGGCGAUGAAAUCCUAGACAACGAUGAAAAUUAUCAGAUUUCUGAAGACAGGCUUACUUUAACGAUUAAAAAAAUGGUGCCAAAAUUGGCAGGCAGUUACGGUGUUAUCGUACAUAAUGAUAAUGGUCUGGAGCAGUAUGAAUUUAAUGUCAUUAUAUCGGGGCUAGAAGCUCCAGUAAUAGACAAAACUGUUAAUGAUUACCACACAGUAAAUGGCGCAAGCGUGGAUUUAUCAUGCAGAGUUCUAAGUGGCCGACCAGAGCCGAUGUUUUAUUGGUCAUUUAAUAAAAACUUUGAUUAUGAUUUAUUCAAAGACUUACCAAAUGGAUCACAAUACAUCUAUCAUAUAGAGAGAGUCACUCCAGAGGAUUCCGGAGUAUACAGAUGUUUAUCCAGGAAUGAUAUUGGAGAAGACGUCCAUGAAAUCUUUUUAUUUGUUGAAUAUCCUCCAGUUGUAGAAAUGGACGACACACACAAAAUAGUUAAGGAAGGUGAAUUGAUUCAACUACCCUGUUAUGUCAAAGGCGAACCAAAUCCUUCAGUGCGUUGGCUUGUCAAUGGGUUGGCGAUAGCUGAAACAAAUCAAUACAAAAUUUACAGAGACAACACCUUAAGUUUCAGAGGUACAGUUAAUGAUGCAGGCACCUAUACUUGCGAAGCAACCAAUCCUUUAGGUAGUUCACGGCGGGAUGUACGUUUAGAUAUUUUUGUUCCUGUGAAGAUUGAGUCACCAAAACAAAGUAUCAUAGAAUUGAAAGUAGGGAACCGGUUGAUGCUGCCGUGCGAAGCUGAUGGAUAUCCGCAGCCAGAAAUAUCUUGGACGUACUUUAGCAAAAACCCACUGAUCAAACCAAGAAUUUUAGAAAAAGAAGCAAGAAACUCUUUUGUAUUAAACAAUGUACAAAUUCAUGAUGAAGGAUUAUACACGUGUGUGGCGACGAAUACCGAAAGUGUAGCUAAUAUAACCUAUGAAGUCAAUGUUAGAGCUGCUCCAGUUAUAACUAACACAAAAGAUAAUUUAUUCAAGGCGGUUAAAGGAGAUUUAGUUCUACGAAUACCUUGCAAAGUAACUGGUAAUCCAAAACCUAUAGUUACGUGGCAAUUUGCUAAUGGCCUGAAUAUUAUUACAGGUUCUGAAUUGUACCAGGUUGAAGAAGAUGGUACCCUAAUAAUAAUGAAUAUAGAUGAAAAAGAUGCUAACAGAUACGUUUGUUUAGCUGAAAAUUCUCUGGGAGCGACCUCUAAAACGUUUGAAGUUAUUGUUGAUGAUGCUCCGACUACAGACACUAAAAAAGAAGUAGUGCUUCUGGAAGAGGGACAUUCGCUUAGAAUUGACUGUGGAAUACCUCAUAUAAAAAGCUUCUUAAUACGCUGGUUUAAGGAUGGUAGAAACAUGAAUAUAAGCGAUCUUGUCAUCAAUAACGCACAAAUAUCUGACACUGGUUUUUAUAGUUGUCGUGUAAGCAAUUUUGAAAAAUCGCUUUCGUCUCAUACUAAAGUCAUAGUUGGUUAUAAACCCAGAUUUACUUAUGAGGAUGAUACAGAUAUAGAUUUCAGUGAAGGUUCAAUUACUGUUUUAUCAUGCAAAGCUGAAGGUCAACCAGAACCUUGGGUGAGCUGGUGGAAAAACAAUCAAGCUAUCGUGGAAACAAAUAUGGAUCUCAUUUUGGUAAUGAAACCUAGCGACAUUGGUCAAUACACGUGCGCCGUUAACAAUGAGUUUGGAACUAUUUAUCGAACUUUUAAUAUAUUAAGUAGAAAAGAAUGUGUGUUAAAUACAAAUAACGACUUUAAAACGCACCAGCCAUUAUUAUUGUCACCUGAACUGACUUCCCUCCGAAGUGAUAAUGGAAUUCUAAGCAUACAAGCUUCACACAACAUACUAAUGAUAUGCCCAAACACUUUUAUAAAUAUUGACGGUAUAAAAUUUGGAGAACAUUUAAAUGGCACAUGUGUUGACGGUUCUAUAUUUAAUAUAAAUGGAAAUCCUGUAGACAUUACAAAUAUCAGAUGCAAUGAUAAAAUUGUUCCGUUAACAAAAAGCACUACAAUUCGUUGUGGUCCAGGAAAUACGAAGUUGCUGAAUAUUGGAUACAGUGUAGGAUUUGAGUUUAUUGGCAUUUAUGACGUGUGUAUAGAGACACGACGCAAGCGUCCACUGUACGCUAAGCAUGAGAUGCAUCCAUUGGCUGCAAAUGCGGUUCCAAAUGAAGCAAUAGAUUACGUGGAAAGUAGAUAUUUACCAUAUAAAUUUGAAGAUAUGUAUAACUGUCGUGAACAACGCGAUAAUAUUUUGUCUUUAACUGGGAAACGUUUGAGCACGAACCAUAAAUGCUGCUUCGCUAAACGACAGUUGGUGAAUCCUAAAGACGUGAUACUAGGCUAUCAGCAAGUGGCUACGUACAGUUAUUUGAAUGUUAUACCAAAAUGGGGUACUUGUGGAGCUGAGAAUUGGGAUGAUGUGGAGGAGAGAAUCAGAAAUCUAGUGAAGGUGUUAGAUCAUCCGCUAGAGAUUUACACAGGUUCCUCACAUUUAAUGAAACUACCCGCACAACCGAUAGAAAGUACUGUACAUUUGACUGAUAGAUUUGGUAGGAAACAGAUGGUGCCACGUUAUAUUUGGAAGGUAAUAAUCGAUCAUUAUGAGGGUAAUCAACCAGUUGCUAUAGUUCAGAUCAACAUUCCUGAUAUCACCGUGUACCAAGCCUUCUCCUUCAUGCUCUGCAAAGAUAUCUGCCACGAAAUAGAAUGGAUGAGGAACGCAGACUGGAGAAAUGUCAAGAAAGGGUUCACUUUCUGUUGUAACAUUAAGGAAUUCGAAGCAAAAUUUGGAUACAAAGAUGCAUUUAAAACCCGCGAACUAAAUUCAAAAGUUUUAUUAAUAUAAAGUUAAGGAAAUUGUAAAUGAAAAUUACAAUAU